GCAAACUGCAACUAGAGCGUAUCUUAAGCAAGUAAACCCGUUAAUCCGCGAGAUUUCUUGGUUUGUUUAAGGUCAGGUCAUUCGAUUACCGCGAUCAGAUUAGCGUAGUGAGACUGAGAUCGAUUCAUCUCAGUAACAUCAUAAUUCAAUAACAGACUAAAGAGUCUCGCUGCUGCAGAGCUGGCUGCCGUUAAGAUACGUUUAUCAUGACGAUUCAUUUUCUCUUUUUCGUUGAGAUUACAAUACGUAAUCAAUAGACACAGAGGGAGAGAGAGAGAGAGAACGAACAGACAAAAAAGAAAUCCCCAGCCAGGAUCCUUUAAAUGUUUUGUGUGCUUCGAGACGUGAACACAUGAAGUGGCGGGACAGAACUCGCGACAUCGACAGAAACAGACGCGCUUGUAUGCACGUGCGGAACAUGCUGCAUCCGCUUUCACUGUAACACGUGGCCCGGGAGUUGACGAUAAGUAAGAGAGGAAAGAUUUAGAUACUUUUGUCAUCAAUAGCUAACGCGUCUGACCGAGUAAACACAGCGAGUAGACUUGUGUUAUGUAAAUUGCAACCGCAUGAGAAAUAACGCUGAAACGGGUGUAAUUUUUUUAUGUUAUUUAUUCACAAAAAAGGCUAGGUCAUGCUGUGUGAAUUUUGAGGACUUUAUCGUGUUUGAAUAUCUUGACUGACUCGAUUCACUGGUUGCACAGUGCAUAAAACUCUUGGAAUGGAAAACUCACUAAAUCCUUUGAUACGGAACACAGUUACAGCGGAAAAUAAUUUGUGUGGUUCGAAAAAUGUUAGGUUAAAUCAUUGCCGUUUGGAUUAAAUGUUUACAAUUUUAUUUAACCAAGGUUUGGUGAGGAGGAAAGCCAAACUUUUAAACUAGCAGAUCGUUACAACAUGAAGUUUCCGGACUUUACCUAAAAUGAUAACACCUAAAAUGACCAAUUUCUUGGCUGAAAUUUGCAUCUAAUGAAUAGUUAGUGACUGGCUACUACACCGGGCUUGGGGAAAGCUUUGGUAGAUAUAUGUGAUAACGAACCAUUACUGUCAACUCGUGCUCUACUCUUAGAUACCGUUCUUGAUAGUGGUGUAUUGGUCCGCGGGUGGUAUGCAGCAACGAUUCAAAUGGCUAUUUAUCGCAUUCAUAUGGAUUUUACACGAACAAGAAACGUUUAUAAACGGUUUGCCUGUAAAUGGGACAUUUUCAUCUAGUAUUUCAACAAACAAUGAGACCGAUUCCUUAAACACUACCCGAAACACACAGAAAACCAAUUCCGAAAACUCUCAAAACAAAACCGGCCUGCUCGAUUCAUUUCUUAUAAAUACCUGGCACCAACCUAAAAACAACCAAAAUUCCCCCUAUGUGAACUUAGUGUUGCUGCCUGUUGCUGCGUUGGUUUGCUUCCUUGUUAUGAUAUCGCUGCGGUGUUGCACGUGGCAAAGAGAGGACCAAAAGUUCAAAGACCGUGGCUGUAGCUAUGAUGUCACUAAUUACAUCAUACUAAGUCAAAAUGACGCCGAUUACAGUGAUGUUGACAUGAGAUCUGACAAUCUGUCCAAUUAUGACACUGUGAAUUCUUAUAUCUCAGGGGUCCCGAAAAGCCCAUGGCGAGCCCACUCGGCAAUGCCUUCAUUCGUUUCUCUUCAAAGUCGCAUCGAUUCUCAAAUGUACGAUACUGUGACGUCAUAUCGAUCCUACCUGCAGAGUCCCCAGGGUAGAAAGACGUUCAACUUUGAUAAGAGGGACAUUGUCGAAAACGAUAAAUUAGUUAAUGGUCGACAAACUCCACAAAGACCGCGAAAAAUUCCAGGAACGCGAUUUUCAAUAGUGCCUGCCCUCGACAACUACAUACGUUUGAAAAGUUUAAACAAAUCUCCGUCUCAGCCUGAAUCUCCGAAACUAAUGAGAACAGCAUCCCAAUCCCCGGACACUCUGUCAUCCAACGGGUCGGAGACGGGUGCGAUACCGCGCAGGAAUAAAAAGAGUAGAGUGUCGUUCACAGAGAAAAAUAAACACUUUGAACCGAGCAGACGACCACGAGCGUGCAAAAUGGUCGACGCACAAACUCAGGUAGAUGUAGAUUUUCGUCGUAACAAAAGAGCCAAUUCUCAGAAAUCGAACAUUUCAAGAGGUAAAUCUAAGAAUGGAGAGAACGUUGACUCUUUUGAUAUCAAAAAUGACGAAAAUGCAGAAAAAAGUCAGGGAAAUAUCUCACAAGGCCUAAACAAUGAAGUUAGCCCUCGGGUACACAGAAACAAGCUGGUAAGAGUAGAUGUAGAAGUUUACAAAGCAUCAAAACCUCAAACAAAACAGGGACUUAGCGGAUCAAAUAAUGACCAUUCUUUGAAAGAGAAAGAAAAUUCUGGGAACUGUCGUGUAAUCUCUCAGAGCGAUGGAAACACUGAUGUAAGAGAGGUCUCGGAGGGAAUUCAGAUUGAUUUUGAUAGCGAAACUGAAAUUGAUUCAGCAUCGCAAACAAAUGAAUGUCCUGAGAUUAAGAUAAACAUCAUCGCCAACCCGUGUGAUGACAUCUCCCUCCCCGAGGAGCAGUCCCCUCCCCCCGUUAUGUCGUCACUCCUGUGUUGUCCUAGCAUUCCGCCCAAAACAAAAUCCGAAACAGACUUGUUUAAAAACAACAAUAACAACAACUCAACAGAGAACCUCUGUAGGAGGAAAAGCUGCGAUCUCAUCCAAAAGUCGCUAGGCAAAAACGCCAAAAUCUCCCCCAUUGGGGUUCAUCGGACAAAGUGUUUCUGUGAUAAUAAUAGAAAGUUUUCACUUGGUGCCAUAUCACAAGAGUCAUCUUCCAUAUUUAAGUCGAAGAACAUCGGGAAUUCGUUGUCUUCUCUUAAGGACGUGUUAAAUUUGAGGAGAAAGAAUUGUGGACAGGAUGGUAAUUGACCUCAAAAGUCCGAUACCCACAGAGCAUGGAAACCAUUUGAAUGUUUCCAGGAAGUGUUUGACAUAAUUUUGCAAAUUACAGCACGCUUUAUUCUGAUUCAAGAAAAAUAACUUCACCCAUAUUUCAGGCCUGUGUACUUUAAGUGUUUGAUAACGCCCAUUUUCGUAUUAAUUUAUUACCUGAAAACACAGCACUAUAUGAAGAUAGCAUAAAAUCUCGGACGAUAAAAGUAAGGCCUAUUGCUUGAUUAUUGUGUAUGUACUUGCAUUGUUCUUGUACCUACAUUAACUGCAACAUUCUACAGCAGCGAGCCCUGGGGCGGCCUGUGCACGAUACAGAUAUACAUAAAAGUACUCGUUAGAAUCUUAAUCCCCGCAGACAGAUCAAUUUAUAGAAAACACAAUACAUAUAUUUUCUCCUGUGAAUGUCAAACUAUAACCAGGUUGUUGGCAGACGAUUUUAAUUUCAACCCGCACAUCAACAAGUCAUUGUGGAUCUGUGACCGACUUUUGCUGCCAUGUUGAUUUCAGAAGGUGUCAUUAACCAUUGACUGUUAACUCCAGUCCUACACUCGUUUUAUGUUCUCAAAUGUACAGACGACUUCCUGCCGCUGUCCUUUCUUCUUGUUUUUACUCAGUGUUUUGAAAUCGAAAAAAAUUUCUCAAAUAUUUGAACUAGUUUACAUAGCUGGAGCAUGUAAGACAUUUUGUUUGGGCAAUCAAGCUUCCAUUUUCAAAAAAAAGUAAAAUCCCGUUUCUCUCUAAAAAUAAGGUGUGUCGAGGGACUGAAAUAGAAACACUAGGAGAAAAACAUCAAAGCCGUGCAUAUGGUACAUCGGCAAUGGUGCACAAAAUAUAGCAAUGCUCUGGAAGUCAACGCUAACAAUCAUAAAUAUAUAUCUCUGGGAUUAUUUUGGUGAAAACUCGGAAGUGGUUCAAGUUGAUUCGCAUUGAGAUCUGAAGUACAUGUACACAAAAACUGUUGGGAUUAGUUCUUAUACACCCCCUCGUUCCUUGUUGGCAAUAACAAUGAAAUAGCAACAUUAUGAGAAAACCUCUUUGUGGCUUUAAACUAACAACAAUCCGCAAUUUAUAUCAAUUUUUGUUUGUAUGAUGUAUUAUUCUUACUGGCUAGAACGAAUACAAAGACAAGUUAUAAAUGUUUUGGAGACAUUCGAUGCUUUUUAGGCCGUUUCUCAGUCUCUGAAGAAUACGGAUAAAUUGACUGUCUAGAAUUGUACAGAAUUUUAUUCCUGCAUUUGCAUGACUGAGCACAAAACUUGAUGUUAUGAUAAUUGGUUGUUUAUUCAAAGAAUAGUAGACUGUUAUUGCAUUUUGUGGUUUGGGUAUUUUUUUUAAUCUAACUUGGAUUGUGAUAAAGUAAGCGUUGUUUACAUCUGGGCUCACUGCGUGGCCCCAGUUUAUACCAGUAAAAUUGUUUAUAACCUUGUGCAUAGUUGAUGCAAACACUGGUUCAAAAAUAUGAUGAUUUCUGUGGACAAAUUGAUUCGAAAUUGAUCAACGUUCAUCUACAGUAUUGGUCGUCACAAGGGGGACACCAAGGUCGUCACAAGCCAGAAGAAGGUUUUGUUUUACUGUUCAACGUUUUUCUUUAAAAUAUAUCUGCCUUAUUUUUAAAGGUAUUGGCCAAUUUUGUGUUCAUAUUUAAUACUUUUAAAGAAAAUUACAAAAGAUAUUUUUCAUGUUGGGUUUGAGAGAAACCCAGAGAGAGCAAGAGAUUUUCUUGGAGAAGAGAGGUGUGUUUAUCCUGACAUUUGUACGUCUUAUGAUUUAUCAAAACUGUGUGAUACAUUUUGCAAUUUUGUUGACCUACUGAAUAAAUUAUUUUUAUAAAAUUUGC
Molecule: messenger RNA, 4760 nt
Organism: Magallana angulata
Lineage: Eukaryota; Metazoa; Mollusca; Bivalvia; Ostreida; Ostreidae
Exons: 2
Coding region: 1106-2899 (597 amino acids)
Source: RefSeq, a predicted model, not a curated record